UGACUAUCAAAUUUCCAUUGGAUAAAAACAUUGUGUUUUUGUUUAAAUGAAAUAAUUUUGAGUGAUCAUUAAUGUAAGAAUCACAAAUAAAAAGGAUAUUAAAAUAGAAAUUUCAUAAUAGAUCAGUCAUUUAAAAAAGUCAACAAAUCCGAGACUCGUCUGCUGAAGUGGGAGCUGAAGUUUCGACGGUGGCAAAAUCCAACUCGAAGAAAAUGUCAAAUUUUAGUGGAUCACAAAGGAAAUGUCAAGUUGAAGAGAAGGACAUGGUGCAAUGUCCCAAACCUGAACUUCUGAAUUACACACACAAUGUAGCAAUGAAUGAAAUAGACCGCAUGAAUAGAGACCUGAACAAUCUGAAGGAGGUCAUGAUCAAACACAGUGUUCGAUGUCAUAUGCUGGAAGUUGACCUGGCCACACAGUUUAGCCCUGAUCUACAAGUAGUUCUUCGAUCAACAGAACAGGAUUGCAGUAGAUGUAGAGAAGUUCUGCAGAGACAUGAUAAUGACCAACAACCAACCAUGAUAUGCAGUGAUAGAGAGGACGAAGCUCAGUUAAAAGACUAGUGACUGGGAGGACCAAGUACAGUUGACAGUGAAUUAGUGAUAAGGUUUUUCAGAUUUUUUUUAUUGUAAAAUUAUUCAAACUUUUACAUUUUACUCAACAUGUAACAAUACAUGUGUUAAGUUAAUCUAUAAAACAUUUCAUGGUGUUUGAUGUUGAAUAAACAUCUAGGAAAUAUUAUCCAAAUUUUGUUCUCA
Messenger RNA from Pecten maximus, 758 nucleotides. RefSeq lists its product as uncharacterized. The record is from RefSeq and is a predicted model, not a curated record. The transcript has 3 exons. The coding region runs from base 213 to 563 and encodes 116 amino acids. Lineage: Eukaryota; Metazoa; Mollusca; Bivalvia; Pectinida; Pectinidae.